CCCAGAGCAGGGCCAUGGGCUGCCCGCGGGGCGCGGGGGCGGCGGGAGCUGCUUCCUGCCCGGGCGGAGGGACGGCGCCCAUGGCUGGCACCGGGCAGCUGCAGCGCUGGCUCACUCUGGAGCAGCGAGGUCUGCGCUGCUUCCUGCUCUGAGCACUUGCUCGCACUGAGGCUGGGCUUUCCUUCUCUCCUGUUUUUGUCCCUCUGUAAGAUGAGGCCACUGACCCGAGUGUUUCUGAGGAAAACUGGGAAUGCAUCCAGCGGUUCUGCGACCAGGUGAACGCUGACAUGGAGGGCCCGUUGUUUGCGCUGAGGCUGCUGGCACACAAAAUCCAGUCCCCUCAGGAGGGAGAAGCUCUCCAUGCUCUCACAGUGCUGGAGACUUGUGUGAACAACUGUGGUGACAGAUUUCACAGUGAAAUGGCAAAGUUCAGGUUUCUGAAUGAGCUGAUUAAAGUGCUUUCCCCCAAGUACUAUGGAAUUUGGUCUUCAGAAAAAGUCAAGUUGAGGGUCACCGAAGUGAUAUUCAGUUGGACAGUCUGGUUUCCUCAGGAAGUCAAAAUCCAGGAUGCUUAUCAGAUGCUGAAGAAACAAGGGAUUGUAAAAGAAGAUCCCAAACUGCCAGAAGAUAAAAUUUUACCUCCCCCUUCUCCAAGACCUCAGAAUUCUAUUUUUGACACAGAUGAAGAGAAGUCCAAGCUCCUGGCCAAGCUCCUGAAGAGCAGCCACCCCGAGGACCUGCAGGCAGCCAACCGCCUGAUCCAAAGCGUGGUUAAAGAGGAACAGGAGAGGUCAGCUCAGGUGUCCCGAAGAGCGAGCACCAUCAGUGAGGUUUCUGAGAAUGUCAGGCGUAUGGACGAGUUACUGCAGAACUGCAGGAGACAUGAGUUAUCCCCAGCUGACCAGGAGACCCUACAGGCUCUGUUCCAGCGCUGUGAGAAGCUCAGGCCGCUGCUCUUCCGCCUGGCCAGCGAGGCCGUGGCUGACGAGGAGGCUCUGGCUGAGGUCCUGCAGGCCAGUGACAAGCUCUCCCGGGCACUGGGGCAGUACAGGCAGGCUGUGGCCAGCCAGGAGAGCGAGGAUGGAGCAGGCUCAGCUGCCAGCUCUGCACCAGCAGGCCGAGCAGCCCCAGGGCGCAUCAAGAGCUACACCCUGAUGGACUUCUCCGAGCUGGAGGCCCAGAGCCCCCCAGAGCCCUGUGCAGACACCCCCUGGGCCUCCCGCCACAGCAGCACAGCCUCCACCUGCCUGCUCGAGGAGGAGCUGCAGUCCCUAGGCCUCAGCAACUCCCCUGUCAUACAGAAACCACCACCUGAUUUUGGCCUAGCAGAGCCUGCUGUACACAAUGGAUUUAGGGAAGGUGUAAGUGCUGUUCAGACCCUGGGAGAACAGGAGAGCUGGGAAGAUAGCUGUGCAGGGAAGAGUGAAUUCCAGAGCCUGGAUGAGCAUCUCUCUCCACUAUCCAGGACCAAGACAUUCUCUUUGGAUUUAUCACCAAUGAAAUUGCCCUUUCCGGAUCUUCCAGAUAACUCAGUGGCAGAUCCUCCACUCCUCAGUCCAGGCUGUGAGCUGAAGCCUGCUGCCUCUUUGCAUCCAGCUUCCUUUGAUGCUUCUCUAGAAAACCUUUUUGUGCCUCUAAUUUCAGUUACACCAAGCGCUCUCUGUCCCCUCACUGUGUAUGACAGGGAUGGUUUCAAGGCCAUGCUCCACCUCUGCAGAGAGCCGGCUCCCGGCCGGCCAGACGUGCUGGUGAUGGUUCUGUCCAUGCUGAGCACCUCAGCACACCCCGUUAAGGACAUCGUGUUCCAGGCUGCAGUCCCGAAGACCAUGCAAAUAAAGUUACAGCCAGCCUCUGGUUCUGAGCUGCCAGCCUUCAACCCUCUCCUCCCGCCCACAGUGGUGUCCCAGGUGCUGCUGCUCGCCAACCCACACAAGGAUCCCAUCCGACUGAGGUACAGACUGACGUUCACGCAGGGCGUGCAGCCCUUCAGUGAGGUGGGAGAGGUGACCGGCUUUCCAGAGGCAGAGCUCUGGGGCAGGAGCUGAAGCCCAGCGGGCUCGGACACUGCCACGCUGCCUCAGCCACAGCUGGACCGGGGACCAGCAGUGUGUCCAGCACUCUGUACGGGCACCUUUUCUGGGGAUGUGCCACCUCUUGCUCCUUCCUGCGCCCGGCAGGAGGAUGUGGACUGGCCGCUUCUGCCACAGCCUUCCCCUGUAGCCGAGCCUGCUUCACAGGGGCCUGCUGGAGAGCCCCGCAGCUUCUGCCAUGCACACCCUUCCUGCUGCUCGCUGGGCCACUGCCCCUUUGCUUUUUGCAUUAAAACAAAAAGUGAAUCAACACCAGCGUCCAGCCCCCGUGCCAGCCUGUCCAGGGACCCGCCCGGGCCCGUUUCCCGCAGUCUGUGCCAGGCGCAGCGGGGCGGGGGGCGCCGGGACCGGGAGCGGUGGGAGGGAGCGGAGCCGUGCCCGGGCCGGGCACCGCCGGGGGCCGCGGGGAGCGACCGGCCCAGCCCCGAGGGCCGCGGGGACAGUGCCCAGGGCGGAGACCGCCCCGGGACAGCCCCGGGACCGCCCCGGUGCCGCCCCGGCACCGCCCGGGACCGCUCCGGCACCGCCCCGGG
This is a messenger RNA of Prinia subflava (tawny-flanked prinia), 2623 nucleotides long. It is a transcript of the gene GGA2, whose product is annotated as golgi associated, gamma adaptin ear containing, ARF binding protein 2. Lineage: Eukaryota; Metazoa; Chordata; Aves; Passeriformes; Cisticolidae. The record is from RefSeq and is a predicted model, not a curated record. Gene Ontology annotation, molecular function: ubiquitin binding; phosphatidylinositol binding; small GTPase binding. Gene Ontology annotation, biological process: intracellular protein transport; protein localization to cell surface; Golgi to plasma membrane transport. Gene Ontology annotation, cellular component: trans-Golgi network. The transcript has 17 exons. Bases 288 to 2045 code for a protein of 585 amino acids.